AUGCUCACUCGAGAAGUCACGCGUCUUUGCGUGGUUGGCGCCCUAUACGUUUUCAUCAGCCUCCAAGCAAUGGAGCAUCAUGGCAUGUCAUUCACCGAGAGGUGGGAGCAUCGGGUGAUUGGACAGCAUUGCCCGCCAAAACACGACACAGCACCAUGUGUUCUUGUGCUUUCCUCGGCGCACUUCAAUCUAAACGAUGCGCGAGGCCAAUGCGUACACCACCAGACCACUAGCAACGCACCACCACCACGCCUUCAGGAUGAUUCGCAAUACGGCACUGCACGCUUGCGAGAGAUUGCUUCGCUAGGGCCUGCACGCCAUAAAGCGAGCUGCGAGGCCUGCGAGCUCGCGCAGUCGUCUGCAUCCGAUGCGCUGGUACGAAUCAGAAUUCGAGCUGGUGUAUAUCUGUACAUGCAGGACGCGACGACAUCCGAGCAGGUACCACUCGAACCGAUUCAAGGGUCAGCGCUGAUGAUCUCCAGACAAGAUAUGCACAGAAUCUUCUUCGAAAGCACGACCCUUGUCGCGAAGCGCACGCGCACGGAAAACAUCGCGAAACCUCUCCAGGGCUGCUUGUGCGCUGCAGCCCGGCACGGCCAUGAUGACAGGUUUCAACGUUCGUGUUUCGCGUACAGGACUGCAAGGACGAGGCGAGACGACUGCUGUCGCUCUCGUCGCAGACCGCUCAACGUCCCGGAACCUGAUGAUGAUGUGAUCUGGCUGACCGCGAUGCCUUCUUCAUUGCAUGCAUUUGAGAAGCCAAGAAUGGGCUGGCCGACAUCCGGACCGCUGCGACAUUCACCAUGUCCGCCAAUACAGAAGAGUAUCUUGAAGGCAACGCUCGCGGGCCACGCGCCCAAGUUUGCCUCGGCCAGAAACUGCACCGAGAUGUCUGCAUGCGGCGCGGCGCCUGGGCAUUGCAUACUUGGUCCGCCCUCAUCAUCUCAAGAGCGAUUUGCUGUAUCUACGAUCGAGGAUGCUGUGAGCCUCUGA
Molecule: messenger RNA, 993 nt
Organism: Pseudocercospora fijiensis CIRAD86
Lineage: Eukaryota; Fungi; Ascomycota; Dothideomycetes; Mycosphaerellales; Mycosphaerellaceae
Exons: 6
Coding region: 1-993 (330 amino acids)
Source: RefSeq, a predicted model, not a curated record